This is a messenger RNA of Marmota monax (woodchuck), 1108 nucleotides long. RefSeq names its product olfactory receptor 4X2-like. Gene Ontology annotation, molecular function: olfactory receptor activity; G protein-coupled receptor activity. Gene Ontology annotation, cellular component: membrane. Lineage: Eukaryota; Metazoa; Chordata; Mammalia; Rodentia; Sciuridae. Bases 107 to 1036 code for a protein of 309 amino acids. Gene Ontology annotation, biological process: G protein-coupled receptor signaling pathway. The transcript has a single exon. The record is from RefSeq and is a predicted model, not a curated record.
CAGACAGGCACGUUUGUAUGUAUCUCCUCCCAGUUCAUGAAGAAGUCGUUAUUUUCUAUCAUUUCAGAUCACACCAUUCAAAUAGCUGCCUGUUGGUGGUGACCUCAUGGCCAAUACAUACAACGUGACUGAAUUCAUUUUCCUGGGAUUGUCUCCCAAUCAGGAAGUGCAGAAAGUUUGCUUUGUGAUUUUUCUGCUCUUGUACGUGGCCAUUGUCCUGGGGAAUUCCCUCAUUGUGCUCACUGUCCUGACCAGCAGAAGUCUGGGAUCCCCCAUGUACUUCUUCCUCAGCUACCUGUCCUUUGUGGAGAUCUGCUACUCCUCUACUACAGCCCCCAAACUCAUCUCAGAUCUGCUGGCUGAGAGGAAAACCAUACCUUGGUGGGGCUGCAUGACACAGAUUUUCUUCGUGCACUUCUUCGGGGGCAUCGAAAUGUUCAUUCUCACAGUGAUGGCCUAUGACCGCUAUGUGGCCAUCUGCAAGCCCCUCAACUACACCACCAUCAUGAAUCGGCAGGUGUGCAUGGUCCUGGUAGGAAUGGCAUGGGUGGGGGGCUUUGUGCAUUCCCUUUCCCAGAUCCUUCUCGUCUUCCAACUGCCCUUCUGUGGGCCCAAUGUGAUUGACCACUAUUUCUGUGAUGUGCUCCCCUUGCUCCAACUGGCCUGCUCAGACACUCUCCUCAUUGGUCUGCUGAUUGUUGCUAAUGGGGGGACCCUGUCUGUGAUCAGCUUUGUGGUCCUCUUGGUGUCCUAUGUGGUCAUCCUGCUUCAUCUGAGGACUCGGAGCUCUGAGGGGAGGCACAAAGCCCUCUCCACCUGUGGGUCCCACAUCACCGUGGUCAUGUUGUUCUUUGUACCCUGUGUCUUCAUCUACAUGAGGCCUUCGACCACUCUGCCUGCAGACAAGAUGGUAGCCGUGUUCUACACAGUGGUGACCCCACUCCUCAACCCUGUCAUCUACUCCCUGAGAAAUGCUGAGGUGAAGAAGGCCAUGAAGAGGCUGUGGACCAGGACAAUGAAACUAGGUGGGACAUAGAGGCUGAGCCUUGGUACUGGUCCUUGGCUUUGGAAUGAUACUGGGUUCAAACUUAAGAGGCACAAUGGAUAG